This is a messenger RNA of Carassius auratus (goldfish), 861 nucleotides long. Its product is annotated as ephexin-1-like. Gene Ontology annotation, molecular function: protein binding; guanyl-nucleotide exchange factor activity. Gene Ontology annotation, biological process: activation of GTPase activity. The record is from RefSeq and is a predicted model, not a curated record. Lineage: Eukaryota; Metazoa; Chordata; Actinopteri; Cypriniformes; Cyprinidae.
AUUGUGAAGGAGUGUAAUGAAGGUGUGAGGAAGAUGAGUCGCACUGAAGAGCUGAUCAGCAUCGAGAAAACACUUGAAUUCAAGUCGAAGUCGGUGCCGGUGAUCUCUCACUCUCGCUGGCUCCUGAAGAAGGGAGAGGUGCAGCAGAUGUCCGGACCCAAGAGCACCAGGACCAUGCGCAGCCGCAAACUCUACCACCCCAUCUACCUGUUCCUGUUCAAUAACCUGCUGCUCAUCACCAAACGCACCUCCAGUGGAGAGAAGUACCAGGUUCUGGACUCCUGCAGUCGCUCCAUGCUGAGGACUGAAGACCUGGAGGAUCAGGGUCAGAUGCUGGCCUGUGUGUUUGUGCUGAAACUGCUGGAGAACCAGGAGGACAGAGAAGUCAGCUACAUGCUCAAGACAGAAACCAUAAGUGAUAAACUGCGCUGGAUAUAUGCUUUGACUCCAAACCGGCGUACGAGAUUCCUCUCGACCAGCACUAGCCAACCAGAUUCUGCACAGGUUCAGUGCAUCCAGUCGUACUCCUCCCAGGAACCUGAUGAGCUCUCUGUAGAAAUGGCUGAUGUGCUGCACAUUCUGGAGUGCACUGAUGAUGGCUGGAUGUUGGGUGAAAGGUUGCAUGACGGCGAGCGAGGCUGGUUCCCCAGCCGCGUGGUGGAGAAGAUCAUGAGCGCAGAAGUUCGGGCUCAGAACCUUAAAGAGUGUCAGAGGAUCCAGCAGGCACAGGAAGGAGUGCAGGGGGCCAGAGCCACCGCCAGGGCACGCCGCCCUGCCAAAAGUCCCCAGUAUACUCCCACCUGGACCGAUCUGUAGAUUAAGAACAAGAAAGAGCAUCGCAUAAUCACCACAACCAUUCAU